AUGAAGUUCACCGGCAUCCUCUCUGCUCUCGCUCUUACCUCCGCCGUCUCGGCCACCACCGUCUCUUACGACACUGGCUACGAUGACAAGUCUCGCCCUAUGACCUCCGUCUCUUGCUCUGACGGCAAGAACGGUCUCAUCACCAGAUACGGCUGGAAGACUCAGGGCAGCACCCCUGCCAAGUACGUCGGUGGUGUCAACAUCAUUGAGGGCUGGAACUCGGCCAACUGUGGUGGCUGCUACCGCCUCGAGUACAAGGGCAAGAAGAUCAACGUCCUCGCCAUCGACCACGCCGCUGCUGGCUUCAACAUUGGCCUCGAUGCCCUCAACGCCCUCACAAACGGCCAGGGUGCCCAGCUCGGCCGCAUCAACGCCCAGGUCUACCACGCCGACCCUUCUGCUUGCGGCAUCAAGAAGUAA
Messenger RNA from Fusarium sp. VM40, 420 nucleotides. The record is from the annotation of a GenBank genome assembly. NCBI's taxonomy places the organism in Eukaryota, Fungi, Ascomycota, Sordariomycetes, Hypocreales, Nectriaceae.